Molecule: messenger RNA, 3190 nt
Organism: Helianthus annuus (common sunflower)
Lineage: Eukaryota; Viridiplantae; Streptophyta; Magnoliopsida; Asterales; Asteraceae
Product: receptor-like protein 52
Exons: 2
Coding region: 154-3009 (951 amino acids)
Molecular function (GO): protein binding
Source: RefSeq, a predicted model, not a curated record
GUUUUGCUAUGGGUCUAUCGAACCCGGAGACUUGCAAGUUGGUGUGAAAGGCUUACAUGGAAUUUUUUGUACCAUUACUGUGUGUCUGUGUGUAUUUAUAGGUUGUAGCAAAGUGUGAACAUCUACACCAUUGCAAACAUACAAUUGAAGAAAAUGAGUAAUUUGAUCUUUCUUUUAUUUUUCAUUAUCUCUUCUACCUCAUCCUCUUCUCUCAACACCACUCAUAAAUGCUCUGUUCAACAUACCCUCGCUUUGCUUCACUUUAAACAAAACCUUUCCUCCAUCAAUGAUAACCAUUAUGAGUAUGACUACAAAUGUAAAGAUUGGCUUGGCUCUGGUUAUUCUCCAGUUAUGAUGAACUGGAAUACAAGUACAGAUUGUUGUGAUUGGAAUGGAGUCACUUGUGACCACUCUACCGGUGACGUUGUCGGUCUUGAUCUGAGCUGUGGCAUGGUGCAAGGUAUUAUCCACCCUAACACCACUCUUUUUCACCUCCCUCGUCUCCAAAAACUCAACCUUGCUUACAAUGAUUUUACUGAUUCCCAACUUCCACCUGACAUAGGCAUGCUUUCUAGUAGUCUCACACAUCUCAACAUCUCUAAUUGUGGAUUUACUGGUCAAGUCCCCGCAGAUAUUUCACACCUUCGUAAAUUGGUGUCCCUUGAUCUCUCUUUGAACGGGAUUGAUUUCAAUCUUGAACCUCACGUUUUCAUCAAUCUGCUUCAAAAUUUAACUGUUAUGAAAGAACUUUCUCUUGAAUACGUGAUAAUCUCUUCAGUUUUACCUACUAAUCUUAAUAUAUCUUCUUAUUUAAGAUUGCUAAAUCUUCAAAACACUGGAUUGCAAGGAAACCUGCCUCACAACAUCUUCAAUCUUCAAUCUUUGGAAAAACUUGACUUGUCAUAUAACAGUUUUACAGGGCAUAUCCCUUCAGAGAUCUCACUUCUUCCUAAACUGGUUUCGCUUGAUCUCUCUUUGAAUGGGAUUGAUAAUUUGCUAAUUCAACCUCGUAUUUUUAAUUAUCUCCUUAAGAAUUCUACUUUUUUGACAGAGCUUUGGUUGGCUCAAGUUAAUAUAGGUUCGGUUUUACCCACCUAUCUUAACAUCUCUUCUCCUCUAAGAGCACUUGAUCUUAGCUCCACCAACCUGCAAGGGAAAUUACCUGAUAACAUCCUAAAUCUUAGAUAUUUGGGAGAAGUUUAUAUGUCAGAGAACAUUAAUCUCUCUGGUCCACUUCCCAAGGUAAACACAAGCACUCCCAUCCCAAUCUGGUGGUUAGAUCUGUCAAAAACAAGCUUAUCUGGAGAGAUACCCACCUCAAUUGGCCAUCUCAAAUCUUUAGAGUACCUGGAUCUCUCAGAUUGUCGAUUGAAUGGGUCCCUUCCGAAAUCCAUAGGCAACCUUACAAACCUUGUUUUUCUAUAUUUACCAUCUAACAAGCUUUCCGGAACACUGCCUUCUUCAUUGUUCACCCUUCCUUCUUUAGAAUAUAUUAGACUUGGUCAUAACAUGUUCCAAGGAAAUAUACCACUUGAAUUGUUUUCUCUUCAAUCAUUAAAAGGAUUAUCCCUCACUAAAAAUCAAUUAACCGGCCAGAUUGAUGUGCUUGAUCAUGGCCCCCUUCUACAGACUUUUCAACGACUUACCAACCUCACUUACAUAGACCUUUCAUCUAAUAAUUUUAGAGGUGACUGGGAGUUGGAUGCAUUGUUAUCAAGCCUCACAAACCUUGAAACACUCAUUCUCUCACACAGUGGUAUAUCUGUUACGACCAGUAAUGCUAAUCAUUAUGUCAACCCUAAUUUUGGGAUCAUAAGUUUGGUCUCUUGCGAUCUAAAGGUGUUUCCAGAGUCCUUUCGAGCCAUGAAAAAAGUUAAACACUUGGAUCUAUCUAGUAAUGAUAUACAUGGACACAUUCCUGAUUGGAUAGGGGAGAUAGGGGGAGACAAGUUGUUGGUUUUGGAUCUUUCAAAUAACUCCAUAACCGGCACUAUUCCAAAUGUAUACGAGAAUUGGAGUGAGUUGAAGGGGUUUAUUUUGAAUAAAAAUCAAUUAGAAGGAAGGGUGCCUACUUCUUUGUACAAAUGUCAAAAUUUGAGAAUAAUUGAUUUGGGCAACAAUCACUUAAAUGACACAUUCCCUGUCUGGUUAGCAGAUCUUCCCAAAUUACAGGCUAUUGUCCUCAGAUCAAACAAUUUUCAUGGUGACAUUGUAACCUCUUCUACGGUUAAAUCCCCAUUUUCAAGUCUGCGUGUGCUUGAUUUAUCAAAUAAUGGGUUCUUCGGCCACCUCCCUACAAAAUAUUUUCAAAACUUCAAUGCCAUGAAGAAUGUGCUAAAAAAGGACACUGAACCAGAAUAUGUGCAAGUAGGUCGCAUGUAUUACUCUGUCAUUGUUGCGUGGAAAGGAACGGAACGAGAUUUUGAACGAAUUUUGGUUGAGUUCACAGUUGUUGAUUUAUCAAACAAUAAAUUUGAAGGGGAGAUUCCAAACAUCAUUGGAAAUCUGAACUCUUUGAAAAUGCUCAACUUGUCCCACAAUAGUCUAACUGGUCGAAUCCCACAAGCUCUAGGGAAAAUAUCCGAAAUUGAAUCAUUAGACUUAUCUUGGAACCAACUUAUAGGAGAGAUCCCUCAAAGCCUUUCUGACUUGACGUCUCUUGGAUUCUUAAAUCUAUCACAAAACCAUCUUGUUGGCCGCAUUCCACAAGGAAAGCAGUUCAACACGUUUGAAGGGGACUCAUUUGGAGGGAACCCAAAACUCUGUGGGCUUCCAUUGCCCCAAAAGUGCUUUGAGCAUCCACAGCAACCACAACAUGAAGGUGAUGGGGAUGGAGAAGAUGAGGAGAAUGAAUUUACAUGGAAAGUGGUGAUGAUAGGAUACGGGUGUGGAACCUUACUUGGAAUAGUGUUGGGAUUUCUCAUGUUAUCAACCGGAAGACCUAAAUGGUUCAAUGCAAUUGCUGAUGCAGCAGAGCAUAUCAUCCUGAUGAGGAAAAAACAAGAGUAGAUAGUAAACUUAGUUCAUGAAUGGUAAAGAACUUAAGGGUGGAGUUGGACCCUUUUGAAUCAUGCAGUUGUUGAUAAACUUCUGUAUUGUGUUGUAUUUUGAGUAUUUAUUAUUAUGUAGUAUUUGUCAAAUGGUAAAAAUACUGAAUUGAUUAUUAUUGAAUAAUGAUUAUUCUUCAACA